AUGUAUUUAUAGUAAUGUAAAAAUUUGUGUAACAUAUAAUAAUGAGAAAUAUCCGGCUCCACUAACUGUCAUAUACUAAUUCCUAACAGACAUCUGUUAUCGGUGGCAAGAUCAUGCGACACUAGUCAUCAUCAAUGGUCUUGCAUAAGUGAUCAGUCUCGUAGAAGUCAUCGGAACGGCAACACGCGCAUGAAAGCCGUUCACGCGUAAGUUUAUUGAGAUUAUGUCACGAUUGCCUAGUGGGUCACAAGACAUAUACGUGCGUGAUAACGAUAAUAAAGAUAAAAACAUGGAAAGCAUCAGAAGAAGUGUUACCAGCGGCAUGGCCAACGGUAACGAGAAACCAGAGGGCCGCGUUCUGGUUUUCUAUACGGGUGGCACCAUAGGAAUGAUGAGGAAUGAGGAGGGAGUAUUAGUACCGAUAGCCAAUGCGUUCGUCAAAAAUCUUCGGAAAUAUCCACAAUUGCAUGAUCGCGAAUAUGCCGAGAAAAGAUUCGGAGCGAUGGGACCACUAGUACUGCCCGUGACCGCAACUGACAGUCGUCGGGUCGUUUACAGCGUAUUCGAGUACUCGAAUCUCUGCGACUCCAGUAAUAUGACUAUGGACGAGUGGAUUCGUAUUGCUAAUGAUAUUAAGGAAUCCUAUGAACGCUUCGACGGAUUCGUGAUUCUUCACGGUACCGACACCCUCACUUACACCGCAUCCGCCCUGUCCUUCAUGCUCGAGGCUCUAGGCAAGAUCGUCAUCCUAACCGGUUCGCAAGUGCCGAUUUUCGACACCAGGAGCGACGGCCUGGACAACUUCCUCGCGUCUCUCGUGAUCGCGGCGAAUUACAAUAUACCCGAAGUGUGCGUGUUCUUCGGUACGAACUUGUUGCGCGGCAAUCGGACGAGCAAAGCGUCUGCGACAUCCUUCGAAGCCUUCCAGUCACCGAACUUUCCACCCCUCGCCACAGCGAACAUCAAAAUCGAAGUGGAUUAUCGUUCGAUUUUUCGUCCAUGUAGAAUGGAGAAAUUCUACGUACACGCGUCGCUCAAUCGGAACGUAGGCUUACUCCGGUUGUUUCCCAGCAUCACAUCCGAACUGGUUAAGGUGUUUCUUCAACCGCCUAUUGAAGGGGUUGUGCUGCAGUCCUAUGGCAUGGGAAACGUCCCGACAAAUCGCGACGACAUCUUCGAGGAGCUUCAAAAAGCAACCAAGCGCGGUGUGAUUAUCGUGAAUAUAACGCAAUGCACAACCGGAUGCGUCUCGGACGCGUACGAGGCUGGAAAAUUACUUCAAAAAGCUGGUGUGAUAUCGGGCUUCGACAUGACACCGGAGGCCGCGUUGACGAAACUCGCGUACGUCUUAUCGAAGAACGAUUGGGAUACGGAGACCAAGCGGCAGAUGAUGCAAACAAAUCUACGAGGCGAGCUGACCUCUGGUCGACCGCCUACUAUCCAAGACUGGGAUCUAGUGGAAGCCGUCGCUAGGUCCUUGAGAUUAUCCUCGGCGGCGGAGCUUCAGGAACUGGGAUCGAUCCUAUUUCCUGCUAUGCUAAACGCCGCGGUGAUCAGGCGCGACGUCGUCAAGCUCGAGUCUUUGAGAGGAUACGGCGCGGAUAUCUCGCAGUCGAACGCAGAUGGCCGAACAGCUUUGCACAUAGCCUGCUGCGAGGGGGACAUGAAAGUCGUGCGAAGUCUUUUAAAGAUGGGCGCGAAUGUUCAUAUUAAGGAUCGAUUUGAUCGCACGCCUCUCACUGACGCGAUCGAAUACGAUCGUCAUGAGAUUAUCAGGGUGCUGCUGCAGUGCGGGGCGCAUCUUCACGGCGACGCUGUGUUGAUCGGCGAGAGGAUGUGCUCGGCUGCCACCGCCGGAAACACGAAGCGUUUGCAGUCGUACCUGCUGGCCGGCGCCGAUCUGUCGCAGAAGAACCUAUCCGGACGCACGCCGUUGCAUUUCGCCGCUCUUCAUAAUCGCACGGAAGCGAUCGAGUUCCUGCUGGAUCACGGCGUGGAUCCGCGCUGCGUCGAUAUGUUACAAGAAACCGCGGCGGACCUCGCGGAGGCUGCGCGUGCCAAGAGUGCCAUACGCUUGUUAGCGCCUUUCAAGCAGAACGGCGUCGCCGAAGACACGGUCGAUAGAAAAGUUGCAACGCAAAUACAGAAUGUCGACUAGUCCGUGUUUGAUUACUUCUUGAUUACUUCUGAAAUUUGUUGCUUCAAAGAGGUACCGUUUCAAAAGUCCAAAUUGACUGUGAUACGUUCUACCCCUUUCUUCGAUUUAAUUAUAGUCUAUUGGUUCCACUAGGCAAAAAAUUUAUUUGAUAAAAGUCAGCUUCUUAAGUGAGAUGCAGUCGGAUUUUAAAGACUGAAAAAAUGUGAUACGGUUUUUAAAAAAAGUAAACGCAAUAGAAGUCUAGGCAUAUAUUUAAUUACCUUCGGAUUGGAUUUUAAUUACAGUGCGUGAUACGAUUACAAAGUCAGAAUUCGCUAAAUAAAAAAAACUUAAUUUUUGUAGUAAAAUUAUAAACCAUAAAAUGUUAUAUUUAUAUUUCUAUAUUAUUAUUUCUUUACAUAGUAAUAAACAGCUUCAUUAUUAUGCAGAGAAAUGAUAAUGUAAAACAUUAAUAUAUGAAAAUAAUAAAAUGUAUAAAUUUAUACAUGUUUAUAGAAUGAAAUGUAUUUUUACAGUAAACAUAAAAUUUAUAUUUACUGUAGCAAUUGUCUGACAAAUAUGAAUAAGGAAGCCAAUAAUUCCCAGGAAACUAGGAAUCUUCGGGUUAUUUGACAUCUCAGAAUUCAAAUUCUAAAUUCGUGAUCUUAUACCAACGACUAUUCCACGCAAUCUUAUUUAUCUAAUUUUAUUAAAAUUAAUAUUUUUUAGAAAUAAUAAUAAUCCUACAAAUCCUACUAAUAAUUUUUAUUAAAAAUAGCUGUGAUCGUUUGAAUGCAAUAUAAUUAAAUUAGAAUGCUACUAAAGCUACUUAAAUACUUAUUUGAAUAAUAUAUUUACCACAUGCUUUUAACAUAAUCUCUAUUUUAUGAAAAUAAAAAAUUUAAUUACAUAGCGUGUCUGUCUCUUGCUGAUCACUUUCUUUUUUCAUGUUUCUUUGAUGUAAAAAAAUCAAAUUUUUUACGAGAAGAAAAGCGCAGAAAAAUUCUAUGUACCAAUUAUCUUCAUUUUAGUUGCAUUGUCAUAAAGAAAUUGUUUAAUUUUACCGAAAUUAACGAAUGAGAAUGAAUUGUAUAUGACACCAGACUCGUUAUGUUUGUUAAAAUAACAGUAAUUUUCUAACGAUUUGUGGGAAAGGAAAAGUGAAAGCGCGUUAUUUAAAUACGCGACGUGGUUUCUCUUAAGCGCGACGAAAUUUCACACCUCGUGCAUCAGGAUAAUGAAGAUCAGCCAUCCUGAUGUAACUCGCUCGUUACACCGCGAGUAGCUUCAAAAUUAAAUGUGAGACAGAUUUACCGUAUUAGAAAGGGUGUUUUGUAAAAUUUUCGUAAAGCCAUUCGCGAUGCGCAAUUCUAUUCGGCAACAAGAAGAUGUGUAUGAUCAUAAAAGGAUACCAAAUCCCAUCUCGAGAUCGAUAAUACCUUUACAAUUUGCAAUUGCGAAACGUCGCGACAUCAAAUUGCACCAAAUUGCGUCAUCAUACUCUUAAGAAUUUUCUGCGUCACAAAGCACUCCUUGUAAAUGCGGUCGCAAUCAUGGUGCCCUUCUCGACCUACUCUGAUAGCUUCCUGAAGUACUGUGCCAUUUGUGACUUCCUUAAACCACUUGUGACUGGUCGAGAUAUUAAAAAUAAAUUCACACAAUUAGAAUUUAAUUUUUCAUAUAAUUAAUCAAAGAAUUUAUUUUCCUAUAUCUGUAAUAUCUCAUUUUUUUUAAUAACACCUUUAUAUUUAUUUUCUUCUUAAUUGAAUAUUUAAUGCAUCUAAGUGAUUUAACUUUUUACUCUUAUAUUAAUCUUGAUUUAAUGAUUGCAGUGUCCAAUAUUAAUGACAUUAAUUAUUUCACUUUUGCUUUUAUAUUUUCUUAUUACAUGUUCCAGUUUGUCUUUGUAAUAUAUCUUUCUCUCCAAAUUUUGCAAAAUUUAUUGUGUACAUUAAUUUAAUUAAAAUUAUUAUUGUUAACAAACUCCAAAUGACAAAUAAAAUUUCUCUAUCCAAAA
Monomorium pharaonis (pharaoh ant) is the source of this 4154-nucleotide messenger RNA. Its product is annotated as L-asparaginase 1. Gene Ontology annotation, molecular function: protein binding; asparaginase activity. The record is from RefSeq and is a predicted model, not a curated record. The transcript has 8 exons. Lineage: Eukaryota; Metazoa; Arthropoda; Insecta; Hymenoptera; Formicidae. Bases 224 to 2158 code for a protein of 644 amino acids. Gene Ontology annotation, biological process: amino acid metabolic process.